Messenger RNA from Athalia rosae (coleseed sawfly), 3462 nucleotides. RefSeq names its product ribosome-releasing factor 2, mitochondrial (gene mRRF2). Bases 127 to 2361 code for a protein of 744 amino acids. Lineage: Eukaryota; Metazoa; Arthropoda; Insecta; Hymenoptera; Athaliidae. Gene Ontology annotation, molecular function: GTPase activity; GTP binding. Gene Ontology annotation, cellular component: mitochondrion. The record is from RefSeq and is a predicted model, not a curated record. Gene Ontology annotation, biological process: ribosome disassembly; mitochondrial translation. The transcript is spliced from 4 exons.
CUGCUCGCUUCUGUCACACUUGACUCCGGCAAAACUCUAGCGAACUGCCAUAACCUUAAUUAAUCAUAUGGUCGCUUAUAGUCUGGACUCAUCGAUGCAGUCUGCUUAGUGCUUAAAAAGAUCAUCAUGCUCAGGCGUUAUUUUUCCAGAGAAACAUGGUGCAAGUUCCGAAAAAGAUCCAUGAAAACCCUCAGUCAAAUAAAAAAUUCCGACAGUGAGAGUAUCGAAUUAUUCCGAGUUAGGAACAUCGGAAUUCUCGCCCACAUCGACGCCGGAAAGACAACGACGACGGAACGCAUGCUGUACUAUUCAGGAACAAUCGUUAACAUGGGUGAAGUUCAUCACGGUAAUACGGUUACGGAUUAUAUGGAGCAAGAACGUGAACGCGGGAUAACAAUAACAUCAGCAGCGGUAACUUUUGAUUGGAAAGAUCACAGGUUUAAUUUGAUCGAUACUCCUGGUCACAUAGAUUUUACAAUGGAAGUAGAGCAGACACUCAGUGUGCUGGAUGGGGCAAUCGUCAUUCUCGAUGGAUCUGCAGGAGUUGAAGCUCAGACAAUGACUGUGUGGCGGCAAGCAGACCGUUAUAAUCUCCCAAGAGUAGUCUAUGUUAACAAGAUGGACAGAUCGGAUGGGGACUUUGAUCACUGCGUGAAAUCCAUUGAAUCCAAAUUUGACGUCGUUGGUCUGCCUGCACAAAUCCCUGUACAAAAUGGUUCUGGUUUAACAGGUAUAAUCGAUGUUUUAACUUUGCAGCUGUUGGAAUUCGAUAAACAAGCAAGUGGCAGAAAAUUUGAGAGGUGCGAUUUGACUGAGAGUAAAAAUGGGGCUCUGUGGGAAAAAGCUAUGAAAGCGCGCAGGCAGCUAACUGAUAAAUUAUCUGAGCUGGAUGACAAGCUGGCUGAAUUUAUUAUAGAGCAAGAAUCCCUCGAUAAUAUAUCUGCCCAAACUUUGGUAGAUGCUAUCAGAAGGAGCACGAUAUCAAGGAAGGGAGUUCCGUUGCUACUAGGAAGCUCUUAUAAAAAUAUAGGAGUACAGCUGCUAAUGGAUGCAGUUAUUCUGUACCUACCUUCACCAGAAACAAAUCCAGUAGCAAAGCAAUACAAAUAUUUUGGUAAUAACUUGGCUGCACGGGCUUUCAAGGUAGUCCAUGACAAGCAGAAAGGAGCAUUGACGUUUGUAAGAAUUUAUUCUGGGUCCUUCAAACAAGGGCAAAAGGUUUAUAAUGUGCAGCAAGAGAAGAUGGAGCAGAGUGGAAAAUUAUAUGCAGCUUAUGCGGACGAGUACAAAGAAGUGGCCUCUGUAAAUUAUGGCAAUAUCGCGGCUGUUUCAGGUUUGAAAACAACUGUAACAGGAGAUUUACUCGCUGCAAAUGCUUCAUCGAUUCAACAGGCAAAAAAAGUCAUGCAGAAGCAAAAUGUGUCUGCCGAACAUUUAGAAAGCUUCUUCGACACAGCCACUAGGAUUCCAAAUCCAGUUUUUUUCUGUGCUAUUGAACCACCAUCCUUAGCGUAUCAAUCAGCAUUAGAUACUGCACUGGAACAGCUUCAAAGGGAGGAUCCAAGUCUGCGUGUAACUCAGGAUGAGGAAACAGGACAGACAGUAUUAGCUGGAAUGGGAGAAUUACAUCUUGAAAUAAUCAGGCAGAGGAUAAAAACUGAGUAUAAAAUAGAAGCAGAUUUAGGUCCGCUACAAAUAGCCUACAAAGAAACUCUGCAGGCCACUGUAAAAGACAAAUAUGAGUCAAAUCACAAAAUCGGGACUACUCAGCACAGUAUAAAUAUGACGUUAUCUUUGGUACCAGAAUAUCAAGGAAAAGAUAUUUUAAAUCUUGAUAGAAGUCCUGACUGCAUAACUAACACUACAUCAUUGAGCAGUAGAAAGUUGCAAGCCAUUACCGAGGGGAUAAAAGUAGCAUUUGCUCACGGCCCAAAACUUAGCUGUCCAGUAAUUGAUGUUGGAGUUACUCUUCACUGGCUAGAAUUCAGUAAAGGGACUUCGGAUACCUUUGUAUCUGCCUCAGUUACUCAAUGCAUACAGAAGCUACUACAAACAGGUGGGACGAUACUUUUAGAGCCAAUAAUGCAAUUGGAAGUUGUAACAUCACAUGCAACUCUCUCACAAGUAAUAUCUGACUUAUCGCGUCGCAGAGCAAAAAUCCAAGAAGUUACUUCUCGCGGUCAGAGCAAGAUUAUCUACGCACAUACACCACUGGCUGAAUUACUCGGCUAUUCCAGGACAUUGCGUACUCUAACUUCGGGUGCUGGAUCCUUCUCGAUAGAGUUUGAUCAUUACCAAGGAAUGAAUUUGCUUGAUGAACGUGCUGCCAUCGAACGGGUUACUGGUUUUUCACCCAACUGAUUAUAUUCAUAAUCUAUAGUCAAUCUCCAAAUUCAAUCGUAGAAAAGAUGAAUGAAUCUGUGCUUCUAAAUAGGUGUGUAUUUCGCAAUGGAGAAAUACUAAGAAGUGGGAAAAAUCUAUUUAAAAUGACUAUAAGUAUAACAGACAAUACUUUAUCUUCUCAAUUCUACCACAAAUGAAGUAUAGAGGUAUAAAUAAAUGAGGUUGUAAUAAUAUUGUAAUAUUAUCACUACGCAAGAUCAUGCAAAACUAGCAGGGAAAGAGUAAAACAUAUACCUUAAUGUGUAUGUAUACGUAUAUGUUGUAUUAAAAUUUCGUAGGCUGUUAUAAAUUACGCAUAAUAUGUACAGAUACAUAAUAUGACAUACCCAGUAAUUUACUACUAAAGUAUUUAUUAUUAUCGUCAUCGUCAUUGUUGUUGUUGUUAUUAUUAUUCAUGGAGAGAUCAAACGUUACACAAAUUUUAUCGAUAAAUUGAUCGAGGCUUUUCUCAUUCGGCGGCUUCUAACAGUGGCUGAUAGUUGUACGAUAAACUUAUCGAUGUGAAUAAAAAUCAUAAUCUCCGUCGAAACAACACGAAGCUGUUCUGGUCAUCGUUAUUGCGACUUCAUGAAUGAUCGACAGAUUGAUUGAUUUUUAUUUUCCCUCCGAAUCGUGAGACCUAUGGCCAGUACGCUAUUGUCUCACCAUGGCGUACAGUGAUUGGCAUUUUAGCGUAUCAUGGUCAGUUUAAAACCACCUACAUUACAUGUAUUUUAUCAUACAUAAUAACGUUUAGAAUAGGGAUGAGCGUUUAUCUAACUGGAGAAAGAAGUCAGAGAAAAAACGAAUUGAUUUUUUGAAAAUCACAUCUCAACUUCACUGCCGCUAUUAUUUCUUAAACCCUGAAAUAACACUUGAGCUAAAACGUACUAUAUUUUCUAUUAUAACUCCAUUAAUCUUUCGUCGCGUCUCUUAUGAAUAUUAUUAUAAAAAUUCAGCAUUUUGCCUUCCAUAAUAACUGUUCAUACCUGUUAUACUUAAAAUGUAUACUAUGUAUGUAAAUACGAUAAUCAAUAUAUACUUAUUUGACGCGUAAUAUUUGUAUCUCUGCGUAUCGAG